UCUACCAUAGGCAUAUUACCAUAGAUCCUCACGUGGACGCUGAACAUAGUGAAUAGACUAUGUUAUUUAAAUUACGAUAAACUUAUUUAAUAUUUAUAUCAUUUGUACAAAAUUUUGUUAUGUGAUAAACGUUGUCAAAUACGUUACGUCCACGUGUAAUCGAAUAUUGUCUGUAAUUAUUUGGAUUUCUUUUUUUUUUAUAUAACCUACCACGAUCUUUUGAAGGUAGAAUUGAAGAGAAAAUAGAGUAUCAGAAUGUCUGUGCUCUAUGAAUGCAUUAUUUGUCAUCAGUCAAAUGCCACUGUUGUGGACUUACAUAAUCAUCACAUAGAACAUCACAGUUUAAAAGAGUUAUCACAAACUAUUAUUAAUCUCCAAGGCUUCAAAAUCUUGAAUAAUACGAAAUUCACAGAAAAGAAAUAUUUGCAACCUAUAAAUGUAGGUGAUAACAAUAAUAAUGAAAAUAUAUGCAAUCAUGUUUUCAUUGAACCCGAAUCAAAAUAUAAAUAUAAAAAUAAAGUGACGAGUUCACCAAGAAAAUUCACCCAUGAUAAUUGCUCUAUAAACUGUACUCAAUUUAUUGCUUGGGAACGUGAAUUGUAUCAAAGAAAGGAAAUAAAUGACGAAGACUUUUUUAAUAUCACUGAAAGUCUUUGUUGGGAUUUAAGUAAGAGUAGAAAGAAACGUAGAGGAAGGAAGAAAAAACAUAUAACAGGUACAAAAGAAACAGAUCUGUUAAAGAGAAAUUUAUUAACAAGGAAUCAAAUUGACGAGAUUAUCGGAGUAAAGAAUGAACCUGCCGAACAUGUAAAAAUUGAGCCUUGCCAAAUAGCAACGACCUCAUUUUGGAAUCAUACAGAUUCAGUUACCAAUACUACUAAUAAUACCAAUACUAAUAAAGAAUUUUUUUCAUCAAAGACAAAAACUGAAAUAAAAGAUACGGACAAAACUGAGGUUGCAUCAUUGAAAGUUGUUAACACCGAUACAGAUAACAGUGUUGUAACGUAUUAUUCAUCAUGCAAUAAUUCUCCUUGGAAUUCUAUUAUUAGUGUAAGUGGUGACGAACAAGAAAUGUCUGCUGAUGAAAAAAAUGUUUAUCCUCAAUCAGUAGAAAUUGAUAUUGCAAAUUUUCUUUAAAGAAAAUAUAUGCAUUGAUUAUACAGAGAAAUAUGAAGACUGAAUGAGGUAUAAAUAAUGUAAAUAAUAAUUUUUUUAUAUUCGAAAUUCGAUUAGUUCUUAAAUUAAGUUUGUUACUUUCCAGAUUUAAGUAUAAAUAUAAACAUAAACAAAAAAUUUUUUUAUUUUCUUUUUAUUAACAAAAAUGUUUUAU
Molecule: messenger RNA, 1330 nt
Organism: Frieseomelitta varia
Lineage: Eukaryota; Metazoa; Arthropoda; Insecta; Hymenoptera; Apidae
Exons: 2
Coding region: 256-1137 (293 amino acids)
Source: RefSeq, a predicted model, not a curated record